Lactuca virosa is the source of this 1181-nucleotide messenger RNA. NCBI's taxonomy places the organism in Eukaryota, Viridiplantae, Streptophyta, Magnoliopsida, Asterales, Asteraceae. The record is from the annotation of a GenBank genome assembly.
AUGAGUCGGAGGCCGUUUCCUCGCCGCCGAUUAUGUCUGCGUGCCUACGAUUGCUCUACGAUUACCGUCGAAGUCCAGUAUACGCGAUCCCUUGCCGAUUGCAAAUGCUUCAAGAACAUGCAGUGUCGGAACCUUUACCUGCUACAGGCAAGCAACGAUCGGUGUAUGAUGUCGACUAAACGGCGGACAGGGAAGAGGAGGCAGCGACAACGGACGCUGGCGCUACUGGUGGUACCUCUGCUCCAUCCACCAUCGUCGAUUCAAGGGCGACGACGACCCCUGGGGGAACAAAGCUUAAAAGGAGUCUUUGGAAUUGGAAAACUAAGUUUCAGGAAAUCGGAGGUCUUCUACAUGUCCCAUUUGGCAUUGUGUAUUAUUGAAAAGUUGAAUAUUUCAACCAGGUCCAUUAGUUAAUUCGGGGCUGCUAUCAACUCUGCAAAUGGGAGCACAAAUAUGAAUAGCCAAUCAAGGAUUAUGAGGAUGAUAAUUGAAGGCUACACAAAUGUUGUCAAAUGUUGACUUUGGGUUUACUGUGAGUACAUGUGCAGCUGCUUCUGAUGGAAAUGAUGCCAUUGUGGGAGAGCAAGUUGGGAUUUAGUUCUCAUGUGGCUAACACCAUUCCUGCAACCACAAUUCCCAUGGUACAACAGCAACAACAGCAGCAAGCCUCCGGAAUUGAUGAUUCCGCCUGGCUUAUGUACAAAGAUGGGAAUGUUUAUGUCCCUAAUCCUUAGACUGAUUCCAUUCCAUGCAGAGACAUCUGAACUUUGGAUGAAUCCAAGGGACAUUCCAAGUCUACAAUCGGCAUCAUACUACAACAUGGCAAGCACAAACGCCAAAUGGCACAUAUCUACCUUCACACACUGCACACGCUUCAUUAAAUGCAGCGAGACAGCAUUUUGACACCAUGAAAGAAAUCGGUUCUACAUAUUUCGAUUGUUGUUUUGCCUUCCGAUGUAACUAACGCAUUGACUAUAUCGAUGAAAAUACAUUGCCAUUAUGUCGUUAAGGUUUUUCUGUUUCUUGCAGAUAACUCAAGAGAUCAUAGUUAUUGCCAGCUCAAACCAUGUUGAUUAACGUACUUUCUAACCCACGCAAUGCGUGGGAAACUCAUCUAGUUAUUAUUAUUCUUAUUAUUAUUAUUAUAUUAAAGUUGUGGACAAAAAGAACAGUAAAGCUGA